AGAAGUUUUAUAUUGCAGUCUUUUAAGAGUUGACCUCACCCGUGUUAGUGCAUGGAUGAUUGUUAUCUCUUUUCUAAUGCUUUAUUGGUCCGUCUCUGUCGAUGUAAAAUUGAGCAGAAUAUUUUCUUUCAUUCAUAAGUAUGUGAUUCCGUCUUGAUGACAGUUUGAGAUAUGGGAUGUGACACAGACCGUGAAAGAGCUGUCGUUUUUUGGGAUCUGUCUCUCCUAACAUGAUUUCAGCAUCAACAUGAACGCUGCAAAUAUUUUGUUACUUCUGUUACUGUUGUAUCCCAGUACAUUGUGUGAGCAGCUCUCCCAGCUCUCCCUGCUUGCCCUGCUACAGAAAUACUGUGAGGCUCUCUCCGCACUCUACAAUGUCACAGGUUUGUAUUGCAAUGCCACAACUGAUGAGAUUGGAACAUGUUGGCCAAGGAGCAACACCGGACGGAUGAUGGAGAGACCCUGUCCAGAGUACAUCAACGGGGUGAAGUACAACACCACAAGGAGUGCUUACAGAGAAUGCAUGGAUAAUGGAACGUGGGCUCUGAAGAGCAACUACUCCAGUUGUGAACCCAUUUUGGAGGAGAAGAGGAAAUACCCAAUGCACUAUAAGAUUGCUCUGAUCAUCAACUACCUCGGCCACUGUAUUUCUGUGGGAGCUCUUGUCAUAGCCUUCGUUCUCUUCUUAUGCUUAAGGAGCAUACGAUGUCUUCGAAACAUAAUCCACUGGAAUUUGAUAACAACCUUCAUUUUGAGGAAUGUUAUGUGGUUCCUACUUCAGUUGAUUGAUCACAAUAUACAUGAGAGCAAUGAGCCUUGGUGUCGUCUUAUAACGACUAUAUAUAACUAUUUUGUGGUGACCAAUUUUUUCUGGAUGUUUGUUGAAGGAUGCUACCUUCACACAGCCAUUGUGAUGACUUAUUCAACAGACAAGCUAAAGAAAUGGGUCUUCUUGUUCAUUGGCUGGUGCAUUCCAUGUCCUAUAAUUGUUGCUUGGGCCAUUGGGAAGCUUUACAAUGAAAAUGAACAAUGCUGGUUUGGGAAAGAACCUGGAAAGUAUAUUGACUACAUUUAUCAAGGGCCGGUCAUCCUUGUUCUUUUGAUAAACUUCGUUUUCCUCUUCAACAUAGUAAGAAUUCUCAUGACCAAGCUGAGAGCUUCUACCACAUCAGAAACCGUACAGUACAGAAAAGCGGUCAAAGCGACGUUAGUGUUACUGCCUCUGCUGGGGAUCACCUACAUGCUAUUUUUUGUUAAUCCCGGGGAGGACGACAUCUCGCAAAUAGUUUUUAUUUAUUUCAAUUCAUUUCUACAAUCAUUUCAGGGGUUCUUUGUUUCAGUAUUCUACUGCUUUCUAAAUGGCGAAGUGCGCUCAGCCGCCAGGAAAAGAUGGCAUCGUUGGCAGGACAACCAUGCCCUGAGAGUGCGUGUGGCACGUGCCAUGUCCAUCCCCACGUCACCCACCAGGAUCAGCUUCCACAGUAUAAAACAGACCACAGCUGUUUGACCUAGAUCGCCGAGUUCAAAGGUCGCCUUUGGAAACGUCCCUUUUCUAGGGAAGACACUUGUCUUAAGGCAUCUCUCCAUAAAUGUUGUCCAUUUGCUUUAUUUAUUUUCCCCUCUGCAUAAAGAAAGACAGAGCACUUUGAGAAAGAGACCAUUAGGAUUUCCAGAUUAUAAUACCGUAACAUGACGUCCUAGGACGUCACACAGGAGUCAGGACCAUUCAAAACAGAUGGGCAAGGUUGCCUCUCCAAAUAAACAUUGUGAAGUAAUUGCAGAGUCUAAGUUGUACUGCCAUUGCAUCAAGAACUGUUAUCAUACUAUAGUACAUCAGGUUAUAUUUUAAUAGGUCAGGAAGGUUGACCUUUCAAGGCCCCGUGCUGGAUGCUGAUGAGGCAAAACAAAAUCAGUGUUAGUGUCAAAAGAGACCCUAAUCACUCCCAGCACUGUACUGUACUAGUGGUAUUUAUAUCCAUAACCCUUCAUUAUUUGAUAUCUAUGAGAGGGUAGAGAUCAUUUAAGCAGGAUUGUGCUUUAACAGUGCGGGCACGGGAUGCAAUUGCAUUCUGUGUCUGUUGCACACCAAGUUUGAGAUGAGAUUAGAGAGAUGUAAUUAUACUGUUAAAUAAGGAAGUGAUACUCUUUGGUUUGUCAUCAGCACUACUUUUAUGAGUUGUCAAAAUGUCACCCUAAGAGCUUUUCAUUUGUAUAAAUGUUUUAAGGCUAAUUUAUUUUCAGAUUGUUCCUUGCCAAUCACUCUCUAACUCUUUUGAACAGCAUAACGUCAAUGAUGUGUUUUUCUCACUUCUGUAUAAAAAACCCUAAGGCUACUCUAAAUAAAUCAAAGCUAUCUUUCACUGGGUUCGAGUUCAUACUAUAUCCAUUAUCUAAUGCAAAUAAUGGAGAUGGGACUGUGAUUCAGAUACAGUGGGGCAAAAAAGUAUUUAGUCAGCCACCAAUUUUGCAAGUUCUCCCACUUAAAAAGAUGAGAGAGGCCUGUCAUUUUCAUCAUAGGCACACUUCAAC
Oncorhynchus nerka (sockeye salmon) is the source of this 2529-nucleotide messenger RNA. RefSeq names its product corticotropin-releasing factor receptor 2-like. Gene Ontology annotation, cellular component: dendrite; plasma membrane; axon terminus. Gene Ontology annotation, molecular function: corticotropin-releasing hormone receptor activity; peptide hormone binding; G protein-coupled peptide receptor activity. Gene Ontology annotation, biological process: adenylate cyclase-modulating G protein-coupled receptor signaling pathway; cell surface receptor signaling pathway; long-term synaptic potentiation. Lineage: Eukaryota; Metazoa; Chordata; Actinopteri; Salmoniformes; Salmonidae. The record is from RefSeq and is a predicted model, not a curated record. The transcript is spliced from 13 exons. Bases 248 to 1507 code for a protein of 419 amino acids.